This is a messenger RNA of Scophthalmus maximus (turbot), 1128 nucleotides long. It is a transcript of the gene il22, whose product is annotated as interleukin 22. The transcript has 6 exons. Gene Ontology annotation, cellular component: extracellular region. Lineage: Eukaryota; Metazoa; Chordata; Actinopteri; Pleuronectiformes; Scophthalmidae. Bases 205 to 768 code for a protein of 187 amino acids. The record is from RefSeq and is a predicted model, not a curated record.
GUGUGUGUGUGUGUGUGUGUGUGUGUGUGUUGUUGGGGUUUUUUUGCUGGUUACCUGUCCUAUAUUCUGAUUCGGGGGUGGAGGCAGGUUGUGUAUAAAUAGUGAAGUUCUCAGAGCGAUGUCUUCACUUCAGCCUCCUCUCUCAGGUUAAAAAAACUUCUGUCUCCCGACUUUCUGAUCUCACUCGUUCAACCGUCCACAGAGAUGAAGCUCCACGUUUCCACGGUGACACCAUCCCUCUGUCCAGCGAUGCUCGUCCUGCUGCCGCUGCUCCUGAUUGGCUGGGCCCAGCUGAUCGCAGCGCACCCUGUGGACCGGGCGCUCAGCCACCCGCUGCGGAGCCCCGACACGUACCAGGCCGUCCGGGAAGUGUCGCAGCACGCUCAGACUUCACUGACGGAGGACGACUCCAGCACCAGACUGUUUCCUCGGGUCAGCGGUGACCAGGACCACAUGAAGAUCUGCUGCCUCCACGCCAACAUCCUGGACUUCUACCUGAACAACAUCCUGAUUCACAGCGCCGACACGCAUCCCAAGAUGCUCCGGCUGAAGACCGACCUGUCCCGCGUCAGCGACGACCUGCAGACUCAAGGCUGCAGCGUGACUCACUAUCACGAUCAUCUUCACGCCGUGGAGUUUCGCCGGAGACUCAACAGGAUGGAGGCCAAGCGAGGUCUGAACAAAGCCGUGGGAGAGAUCGACAUCCUCUUCACGUACCUGCAGGAUUACUGCGUCCAGCCGAGAAACUCCAGCGACGCCACCGAGUGACGCCUCCACUGUUUCUUCUGAACUAUUUAUAUUUAUCAGCUUUUAUACAUCCACUUUUUAUACUUUAAGUUAUUCAUCUAUUUAAUAUGAGAAACAUAUUUAAAAAGUUUUUUUAAAAUAUAAAUAUUUAUUAAAACUCGGUUGCGACAGUUUUAGUUGUUGAUCUGUUUAUUGAUCAGAAUGUUUGGAUACCGGAGCUGAAGGAUCCCGGUGUCGACCACGUUGCCAUGUUCAUGGCGGAUUAUUAGUUUUAUUACAGUUUUAAAAGAAAUGUCUUGUUACAUGUCGUGGAUGUGAUGAAAAAAAUACAUGUAAACCCAUUUUUUACUUGAAUAAAUAAAGUUUGGUUCAAAUAUGAAA